UUUGCAUUUCCCAGGUGAUAACUAGUCUGGGGACCACAUUUGGGGAACCACCGGCUAUGGUGGUCAGGGGUCCUGGAGGGGAUGUGGUUUGGAGGGAGGGAGUUGGCUGAUGACUGGCAUAGAAAUAAGGGGCCAGGCUGGGAAGCACUUGGAAUUGUGGAAGGGAGGUGUGUAGACCUUUCAGGAUCUCUCUGCAGCCACUUGGAGUACAUUGUGAAGCUGGGAGACAUAGAGGUCCAUCACAAAGCCAAAACAGCAGCCGCGGUCCCAGUUCUAGACAUUGUUAUCCACCAGGAUUACUCUUCUUCCGGAUCAACCUCAAAUGACAUUGCUCUUGCUCUGCUGGCCUUCCCUGUGAAUUACUCCACCCACAUCCAGCCUGUGUGCCUCCCUGAAAAGACUUUCAUGGUACAAUCUGAUACUAAAUGCUGGGUGACCGGAUGGGGCAAACUGAGUGAAGAAGAUUUAGCACCAGCUAAGCUUCAGGAGGCUGAGCAAAGCAUUAUUCGUUAUGAGAGAUGUAAUGAGGUACUCAAGGAAAAGUUGUCAACCAAGACUAACUUGGUCAAGGAAGGGGCAGUCUGUGGCUAUAAUAAGGAAGGAAAGGAUUCUUGCCAGGGAGAUUCUGGGGGACCCCUGGUCUGUGAAUUGAAUGAAACAUGGAUGCAAGUGGGGAUUGUGAGCUGGGGCAUUGGCUGCGGUCGCAAAGGAUUCCCUGGAGUUUAUACAGAAGUUAGUUUCUACAAGGACUGGGUCAUUAGACAACUGAGUCAGGCUUCAUGUUGGGACUCAGCAGGCUUCCUCAUCUUUAGCCUGUGUCUAGUGCUGCACCUGGGCAUCCUGGUGACCCCAUGA
Castor canadensis (American beaver) is the source of this 855-nucleotide messenger RNA. NCBI's taxonomy places the organism in Eukaryota, Metazoa, Chordata, Mammalia, Rodentia, Castoridae. The record is from RefSeq and is a predicted model, not a curated record.